AUGAAAAAGGGCAAGAAUGGCUCACGUAGUCUUCGCAAGAAAGAAAUGCGAAAAAUAGAGGAAAUGACACGCCAAAGCAAUGGUAGACAACCACUUCCGGGAAGCGAGACAGGAUUUGACGAAUAUGAGACGGAAAAGAACGGGAAAAUAUCUGCAGACCUGCCUCAAGUCACACCGUAUGAGGCAAGCUUGAGCAACAAGGAAAAAUACCGGUUUCACCGCGACACGGGCCAAAUACGGUCGUUCUUCGGAGACGUGCGAUUUGGCUACCGGAGUACCAUCAUGGACGACCUAGUGCAGUCCACGCUUACGGAAACAUCGUUCAAAGGCGCAGGCUGGGGAAAAAUCAAGGCGGAGGCCAACAAAAAGGAUAGCCAGUCGAAUGACGGCGAGGACGUCUCAUCCGUGGUUUUCUUCAACUUUUCUGGAUUCUACGUCCUGUUUUGGAUGAUAGUGGCCUUCAUCGUUCUCCGGGUGGGAGUUGACUAUUAUGUCACACACGAUGGAGACCUGUGGCAGUCGGAAAUCCUCAAGUUCAUGACCACUGAUCUGAUCUCGGUUGCCCUGAUCGACCUUGUCAUGUAUCUGUGCAUCUAUUUCGUGCUUUUUGUACAUUUGGCAGUCAAGCAUGAAUGGAUCUCCUGGAAGCGCACCGGCAGGUACCUCACUUACAGUUACGAAAUCGGGUUUCUGUUGACCUUCCUGUACGUAGCAGAAACGGUGAUGCAGUUCCACUGGGUCGCUAAAAUCUUCCUAUUCCUGCAUUCUCUGGUACUGCUCAUGAAAAUGCACUCGUUUGCGUCAUACAACGGCUAUUUGUGGGAAAUUUUGAGGGAGCUAGAGUUCUCGAAAAGUGCGCUGGCAAAGACGAAGGACGCUGCUAUCGAAGACAACUUCAAACGAGUCUUGGAGAAGAGCUGUGAGUUUUGUCAAUUCGAAUUGGAUUUGCAAUCCACAAAAGUCAAAUUCCCGACCAACAUCACCGUCAAGAGCUUUUUUGAAUACUCUAUGUUUCCCACGCUGGUUUAUCAGGUCGAAUACCCUAGAACCGAGAAAAUUAGAUGGUCGUAUGUGUUCGAGAAGCUCUGUGCGAUUUUUGGUGUGAUACUGGUGAUGAUGAUCAUUGCUCAGUUUUUCAUGUACCCCAUAGCCUUACGCGCCAUGGCGGUAAGAGACAUCGGAAUGCCCAUUUUCUGGGAGCGGAUCUUGGAAUGGUUAUACCUACUUUUGAAAUUGGUGCCAAGCUUCAUUAUAAUGUACCUCAUGGUGUGGUACUUGAUUUGGGAUGCAAUUUUGAAUUGCAUAGCGGAACUUACGCGGUUCGGCGAUCGUUACUUCUAUGGAGACUGGUGGAACUGCGUAUCAUGGGAUGAAUUUAGUCGCCAAUGGAAUGUUCCGGUUCACAAAUUUCUCUUGAGACAUGUGUAUCACAGCUCCAUUAGUUUUUUGCACUUGAACAAAAUGCAAGCAACUUUAAUGACAUUUUUAUUGAGCUCGGUUGUGCAUGAACUGGCAAUGUACGUAUUGUUUCGCAAGCUGAGAUUCUACCUGUUCUUUCUGCAAAUGGCACAGAUCCCAUUAGUGCAACUGGGGAAUUCCAAGUUUUUGAAAUCCAAGAAGAUUCUUGGUAAUGCCAUUUUCUGGCUCGGUAUUUGCACUGGCCCUAGCCUGAUGUGCACUUUGUAUUUGACGUUUUAG
This is a messenger RNA of Lachancea meyersii CBS 8951, 1698 nucleotides long. Lineage: Eukaryota; Fungi; Ascomycota; Saccharomycetes; Saccharomycetales; Saccharomycetaceae. The record is from the annotation of a GenBank genome assembly.